AUGGCCUAUACACGUUUUAAGGGUAAGUUCUGCAAUAUCUCGGUCAUCAGUGUCUAUACUCCAACGCUAUCAGCAGAUGACCGUGAUAAAGAUAAGUUCUAUGUGGAACUUCAACUGCUAACGAAGUCUCUACCGAAACAUGACAUGGUCAUAAUCGGGGGAGACUGGAAUGCUCGCGUAGGUCAUAUUGCAGAUGUGAUGACCUCAACAAUUGGCAAAUAUGGCAUCGGAGACCGGUGUGCCAAUGGGGAACGUCUUCGUUAUGCCGAUAUGCUGAAGAGCAUGAACUUUUUAUUACUAAUACUUGCUUCCGGCAUCAUAAAAACAUCCAGUCACGUGGAACUCUCCGGACAACCAACACUUCAACGAGAUUGA
Dracunculus medinensis (Guinea worm) is the source of this 375-nucleotide messenger RNA. The record is from the annotation of a GenBank genome assembly. NCBI's taxonomy places the organism in Eukaryota, Metazoa, Nematoda, Chromadorea, Rhabditida, Dracunculidae.